Molecule: messenger RNA, 3709 nt
Organism: Salmo salar (Atlantic salmon)
Lineage: Eukaryota; Metazoa; Chordata; Actinopteri; Salmoniformes; Salmonidae
Product: CLOCK-interacting pacemaker
Biological process (GO): negative regulation of circadian rhythm; negative regulation of DNA-templated transcription
Cellular component (GO): nucleus
Source: RefSeq, a predicted model, not a curated record
GAACACGACAAGACGCCCACAGACUUCCAAAUAUGGAUAUGUGAGGUAUAAAACAUCGGUUAUAGAAGACUAUCUUGUGACCGCUCCUGCUUUUCACCGCGGGGAGAACAUUCAUGGUCAUUCUGAAAAUUGCAAGGUCUCGAGCAAGACAUUGUAACAGCGGGUUCUUGUGGCAUUCCUCCCUGCAUGUGCGCUAGCUGACAGGGGUGUACCAUAAAUCUAGUCCCGUGUACAGCACCGUUUAUAUUGCGGACACUACACAGUCACACCAGACAGACUGUGGCCGCGGAGACUGGGAACGUUCGAUCACAAGGUGCAUCCCAGGUUUCCUAUCCAUCUACUAACUACACUGAUGUGGGUGUAGUAGUUUGGAUGAGUGACAAGACCUUUGAAAAGAAACAGAGACAAGAUGAGUAGUACCAAAAGGAAAGCAGAAGGGCACUCUAGGAACAUGGGCAAACUACGAACCAUGAAGUCUGGAAGCUCCAGAACAGACUCAGAGAGAGACUCUGGCUUCUCAGAUGCCAGCACCAUAGACCCGACAGAUUCUGAGGGCUCAUCGCACUCGGUGUCCAAGAGAGAGGUUCAGCGCCCUGGAUCAGUGUUGGGGGCACAGUCCUCACAGCUAGCUGUGGUGGGGGGGUCCUACUCUAACAUGCCCCCCAUGAUCAUCCAGCAGCCUCAGGUGGUCUUCUUACAACCUGUGGUCUCCCACUGCACCACCUCCAACCCCAAGGAGGCCUCCUCUAAACACCGGCGCCCAAAAAAGUUUCUUCCCAUCCUCAGGUCCUACCCCAAGAUUGCCCCUCACCCUGGGGACAGCUCGAGUUCCUCUGGGAGAGGAAGCUCUUGUUCUUCCUCCUCGGGGUCAGAGAGAGGCGGUUUGUCCUCCAGCCACCGGGAGCGCCAUCACAACCACAGAGACAAACAGCAGAAGCAGCAGUCUGGUAGUUCUAUCUCUGGUUCUUCUGGUUCCAGCACCCUCAGUCUCCCUCCUCCAACUAGCUCUCUGUCCCCCUCUCCCCAGCGCAGGCUCGCCCUCACCCUCUCCCUCACAGACUCCAGUGCCUGUAGUAGCCCUGCUAGACCCUCCCCCGCCGUCAGUAGAUCAGAGUACAACCUCGCCACGUCCUUGACCGUAACCCCUUCUCACACCCUCAACUUUGAGCACCCUGAGAAACUCAAGUCCCAGCCUCUCUCCCUCCCAAAACACGCCGGCACAACCGACAACGGCGAUGGCGAUGACCACGACAUCAAGCGUAAGCGCUUCUGCAACACGUACAACAUCCUGUCCAAGUCUGGCCUGCUGGACAUCACCCUAAGAACCAAGGACCUGCUCCGUCAGAACCGCAGAACCCAGGGAGACCUGGACCGGCUCAAGGAGCACACCAACCUCUUCCUGCAGGCCCUGCAGACCGGAGACACCAGCAUCUGGAGCAAGCUGCAAACCAGCCUCCAGGAAGAAGAGAAAGAGACCGUAGAGAAAGGGAGGGGCAGUGGGCAGCAGAGCAUCUUAAAGGCAGAUACAGAUUAGACCUGGACUAAGUAAAAGCAGGGUUUCAUCUGUUAGAUUGGGGAGAGACUGAGUUGAGGUGGGGGAGGCUGGGACUUGGGCUGACUGAGGAAGCUGGACCGGCAGUAAUGUGCCCACAAUGAUCACGCAAACAGACAGUUACUCUGACCUAGUCUCCCUGCACUGCUGCCUGGUUCAGCUACCCUAAACAAGGCCAGGCAAACUCCCUCUACACACUAGCCUGCCUGCUUUUCCCUAAACCAGGCCAGGCAUACUCCUGGUAAACACUGUAGCCUGCCUGCCUUACCCCCCAAACCAGGCCAGGGUGGAUGGGAGGCUUCUGUAUGAUAUGAAAUCGCUCUAUUCCCUAUAUAGUGCACUACCUUGACUCUAUAUAGUGCACUACUUUGAUCCUAUGUAUAGUGUAUGGGGAAUAGGGUGGUGGAUGUUGCAUUCUCUCUUUUCUGUUGUACCCAGCCUGGCUCGCCUUCAUCCUGUCAAACCGCCUUCCUGCUUCUUAGAAGAAGUCUUGUUGUGCUCUGAGUAUCUCUGAGAUAAGCCCUAAGGGACUUUUUUACUGGAAGCUGAAAGUGCCCACCACUUGACACUUGUAGCCGUCAUCGUGAUGAGUAAAAUAGGCCUAUAUUGAAGAAGGCUUGCAUGGUAUAGUUAGUAAGAGUACUGAGUGGGUACCUGAAUUAAACCCAACAAAACCACACGUUUUUGAUUAAAUAUAUAUGGUGUUAAUUUAGGCUCAAACAAAUAUGUUUAUUGAUACGUUUUACAAUACCCACUGGGCACACACUGGUUGAAUCAACAUUGUUUCAGUGAAAUUACGUGGAACCAAUGUGGAAUAGAUGUUGAAUUGACGUCUGUGCCCAGUGUGUAGCCACUUAUACAGUAGGUUUCCACUGGAGCACGUCUAAGGAGAAUGGAAAGCAAGCAGCACAGAAUUCUUUUUUCCCUCAUGAAUUCAUGGACUAAAGACAGUGAUUUACAUAAAGACUCCUUUAGGAUUCUAGUGAGGAUACUGUUCAUCAAAGCAUUUUUUUUUAUACAACAAAGACUAAUGAAAGUCCCCCAAAUGGAAGAUGGGCUGAAAUCUUUUUGUCAUAACAUUUUUUGUAAGAGAAUUGUCAAGGCCUUAUCCAAAAGCAGAAUUUUAUUUAAAACAUUUUAUUGUAUUUGCACUCAAAUAAUUAGAAGGUAGUUCCAAAGAAAUUUCUAUGGAGCGUUGCUUCUUUUCUCCAAGGCAGAAAUGAAGAUUCAUUUGAGAACAUCGAACCUGCAUAGCUUCUUUUUUUGCUAAAGGGAUGUUUUUUAUUGAUAGUUUUAAUCAUUGUCCUUUUAGUCGAUGUUCAUUUAAAUAUAAAUAAAAGCGUGUUUACUGUGCUGAACCAAGCGCUUAUAACAUAUACUUCUCUUAAUAAAAUGAAUGCCUUGAAAUAAAAAAAUGGUGUGGGAAGUUACUCCCAAGUAAGACUAAGUUGGCACUACUUAUAAGGUUAAGUUAUUUUUUAUCUGUUAUUCUUUGUGUUUUGUAAUAGAUACACCAACAUACAGUAUCUCUCUCCAAUGUUUGGUCAUUCAUGGCCUUAUUUAGACAAUUGAUUAUGUGGUGUCAAGGACAAAAACAAAUUAGUUCUCUAUACGAAGACAGACUCUCAGACAUACCUUAGUGCCACAUCUUGACAUUUUGUCCUGCAAAGCAUCUUUAAUGGUUUGUGUGCCUCAGAGUUGUUACAAAAACAAUGAAUGUGAUAUCAUUUGCUCAUUUGCUAGAUGUUAUCUUGUGUAAAUACUAGUAAUAGGCCUCAGGUCAGCCAUUUUCAAAUGUGAGCUUCCUGAAUUUAUCAUCUUUAAGAACUGAAUAAGGCAUGUAUUUGCUUCUUACCACAGUUUGAAUAGGUGAAAAGUGUAAAUGUUUGCUAUUGUUGAUUGGAUACAUAUUUUGAAACUUGACUCAAAUUGGGAGUCUUGUAUUUAAAUGUUGGCAGCUUUUUUGUAUCAUUUUACCCUGCCUCCUUAUCGCAAAGACAUCAAUUAAUUAUGAUUGUAUUUCUCAAUGUUUCAGUAGCACAUUGGUAAUAGCUCGUGAUUGAUGACAUAUGGUCCAUAGCCCUAACAGAUAAUUAUGUACCAAUGUUUUUCUAUUACUAUUCUUCUUUAAAUUAUACAGUACCAGUCAAAAGUUUG